Molecule: messenger RNA, 2312 nt
Organism: Chelonia mydas (Green sea turtle)
Lineage: Eukaryota; Metazoa; Chordata; Testudines; Cheloniidae
Gene: INTS11
Product: integrator complex subunit 11
Exons: 18
Coding region: 394-2196 (600 amino acids)
Biological process (GO): snRNA processing
Cellular component (GO): nucleus
Source: RefSeq, a predicted model, not a curated record
CGCGAAGGGCGGGGCAGUGCACGCUGCAAGAUGGCGCCCCCCACCCCAGCCGCUGCCGGCCACCUAGGCGGCCAAGCACCCCUGUCAAUUAAAAUCCGGGGCGGGGCCUCGCGGGCGGCCGCUGACCCCCGGCCCGGGGGCGGGUCUCGGGCCGGCUGAGGCCAGUCGCAGCCCGGGAGCCCCCCCGCCGCCCCAGCCUUACCGGACCAGGCCUUUCCAGCCCGCCAGGAAGCCAUGGGGCCCCAACUGAACUCUUCUCUGUGAUAUUAGUAAAUAAACAGAUCAGUGGUUUGAAGAAAGGCUGGAUCUUCUCUUGUUUUCAGUACCCAGUUAUGGUAUCUCUGAAAUAGCCUGCUGUACAGCUAAGGUUCAAAGAGUUCUUCUCUGCUUAAAAUGCCUGAAAUAAAAGUCACUCCCCUGGGGGCUGGCCAGGAUGUGGGCCGGAGCUGCAUCCUUGUGUCUAUUGCAGGGAAAAAUGUCAUGCUAGACUGCGGGAUGCACAUGGGCUAUAAUGAUGAUAGACGCUUUCCUGAUUUUUCAUACAUUACCCAGAAUGGAAGGCUGACUGACUUUCUAGACUGUGUAAUCAUCAGCCACUUUCAUUUGGACCACUGUGGAGCUUUACCGUAUUUCAGCGAAAUGGUUGGCUAUGAUGGACCCAUAUACAUGACGCACCCCACCAAGGCCAUCUGCCCCAUCCUGCUGGAGGAUUACAGGAAAAUUACUGUGGAUAAGAAAGGGGAGAGCAACUUCUUCACUUCCCAGAUGAUUAAAGAUUGUAUGAAAAAAGUGGUAGCUGUCCACCUUCACCAGACAGUUCAGGUAGAUGAUGAGCUGGAAAUCAAGGCGUACUAUGCUGGCCAUGUGCUGGGAGCAGCCAUGUUCCAGAUUAAAGUUGGUUCUGAGUCUGUGGUAUAUACUGGUGAUUAUAACAUGACGCCAGACAGACACUUAGGAGCUGCCUGGAUUGAUAAGUGUCGUCCGGAUUUAUUAAUCAGCGAAUCCACCUAUGCCACAACUAUCAGAGACUCCAAACGCUGCAGAGAGAGGGACUUCCUGAAGAAGGUCCAUGAAAGUGUAGAGAGAGGAGGGAAGGUUCUUAUCCCGGUUUUUGCUCUGGGACGUGCCCAGGAACUCUGCAUCUUAUUGGAAACUUUCUGGGAAAGAAUGAACCUGAAGGCCCCAAUUUACUUCUCCAUGGGGCUGACUGAGAAGGCCAAUCACUACUACAAGCUCUUCAUCACAUGGACCAAUCAGAAGAUCCGGAAAACUUUUGUCCAGAGAAACAUGUUCGAAUUCAAACACAUCAAGGCAUUUGACAGGGCCUUUGCCGAUAACCCUGGGCCAAUGGUUGUAUUUGCAACCCCAGGUAUGCUUCAUGCCGGACAGUCCCUUCAGAUCUUCAGGAAAUGGGCAGGGAAUGAAAAGAACAUGGUCAUUAUGCCAGGUUACUGUGUGCAAGGAACUGUGGGCCAUAAGAUCCUGAGUGGACAGCGGAAGCUAGAAAUGGAAGGAAGACAAAUACUGGAGGUGAAGAUGCAGGUAGAAUACAUGUCCUUUAGUGCCCAUGCUGAUGCCAAGGGAAUAAUGCAGCUGAUUCGCCAGGCCGAGCCACGCAGUGUUCUUCUGGUUCACGGGGAAGCAAAGAAAAUGGAGUUCCUGAAGCAGAAAAUUGAACAGGAAUUUCAUAUCAACUGCUACAUGCCUGCAAACGGAGAAACCACUACAUUGUUCACCAGCCCCAAUAUACCAGUGGACAUUUCCCUUGGAUUGUUGAAGAGAGAGACUGCCAUCGGUCUCGUACCAGAUUCCAAGAAGCCAAAGCUCAUGCAUGGCACAUUAAUCAUGAAGGAUAAUAGCUUCCGCUUGGUCUCUCCCGAGCAGGCACUGAAGGAACUGGGGCUUGGGGAGCAUCAGCUGCGUUUUACCUGCCGUGUCCACAUUCAGGAUCCUCGCAAGGAGCACGAGAUGGUGCUUCGAGUCUAUAAUCACCUUAAGGGAGUCCUGAAAGAUUAUUCUGUUCAGCAUCUCCCUGAUGGAUCUAUCAUGGUGGAGUCCAUUCUGAUCCAAGCCACAGCACAGUCAGAGGACCAAGGAACCAAAGUUUUGCUGGUGUCAUGGACAUACCAGGAUGAAGAACUGGGCAGCUAUCUUACAUCCCUGUUGAAAAAGGGACUGCCACAAACUACAGCUUGAGUGACGCAGCAAUGGGGAAAAUGGAACUUCAGAAGCCUUCCAGGUUUACCUCUGUUUUUUACAUUAUCCAGAGCAUGUAAAUACUUUUUUUUAAAUAAAACGUCUAUUGUAAAAUA